Plectropomus leopardus (leopard coralgrouper) is the source of this 1518-nucleotide messenger RNA. RefSeq lists its product as uncharacterized. Gene Ontology annotation, molecular function: protein binding. The record is from RefSeq and is a predicted model, not a curated record. NCBI's taxonomy places the organism in Eukaryota, Metazoa, Chordata, Actinopteri, Perciformes, Serranidae.
ACACACCCUCUCUGCACCUCUACUCCUCACAUUCUUUACAGACAGCAGAGAGCGCACACAGAGACCUGGGAAAUGGCAGAGAAAAAGGCAUUCUGUGCUGGGAAUGGAGAGUCAGCAGUGGCUCAAUCAGGACAGAGUGGUCUCCCGGCUCGCUCUGCAGGCAGCCACAGUGUACUGCAGGAUGGACUGAGCUUCACUCCACUCGACUCAAAUGAGGACAGGACUGUUCAGCCUUUCCCACGAUCCCCCAAGUUACAGAAGAAGAUAGCCAAAGCUGGACAGCCCUCUCAGGAGGAGCUGUCCAGACGUCUAGAGGAGCUGCAGGGAGAGAAGUCUAAGACUGAGGCGCACAUCCAGUCUCUGAAGAAACGCAAGGCAGAUCUCUCUAGCAGCACAGAGGUAAUGAAGCAGCAGGUUCGAGAACGCUUCGAGAACAUGCGGUUUGCUCUGAACCAGGAUGAGCAGGCUGUGAGGGACUCUCUGGAGAUGGACCUGAGACGGACUAGGACCAGACUGGACCAAGUUCUGAAGACCUGGGAACAGCACCAGGACCAGGUGAUUAAAGGCAUCAGCAGUAUCCAGAGAGCACUGAGCAACAGCCCCCAGCCAGAGGACGAUGGAAAGGGUCAGUCUGACAAUCUGAGUGCUAAGAAGCCCGAUGCCUCUGAGAAGGAAAUUCGACUGAAUGAGGAGAGAUUUGAAAGGCUCCUAAAGACAUUAUCCUCCAUCUCCAAACAGCUGAGAGCUCAGCUGCAGAGGAAGACUCUCCUGUUAGAUGCCUCCCCCAUGGUGAUUGACAGGCAGACCUGCCAUAGCCUAAUCACAGUGACCUCAGAGGGGCGGGGCAUGUAUUUCUCAGGCACCGCCCCUUCCACUCCGGAGCACCCCCUUCGGUUUGACAAAGUGUGCUGUGCUCUGGGCUCAUCUCCAGUCACAGGCGGGCAGACUUACUGGGAGGUGGAUGUGCGCUGCUGCUCUGCCUGGGCUGUGGGCGCCACCUACACCAGCCUGGAGAGGAAGGGCCGCAACAAGGGCGCCAAACUGGGUCGAAACAGGAACUCCUGGUGCGUGGAGCUUCGCAACAACCGUCUUUCUGCGUGGCACAAUGACUGCCACAUAGCGUGCCAGGGCGUGGGGCAAACGCCGCUGGGGAAGAUUGGGGUGUGGGUGAAUUAUGACAAGGGCCAGCUGAUGUUUUAUGACGCAGACACCAUGGUUGUCCUGCAGAGGUUCUCAGCAGCUGUGACGCCCGUGUUCGACAGGGCUCACCACCAGUUCACCGAGCCUCUGUACCCCGCCAUACGCUUCCUGAGACCACCAGAGAACCAGCUGUGGCCAAACCACCUUGAGCUCUCUCACUUCAGCACUCCAUGAUCCUGCAGCCUAAACUCCACAGACACUGAGAGAGACUAUCUGACUGAUGAUGUGUCCAGUGUUUUCCGUCCAUAUCUGUAUAGAGUUACCUCAGAGCAGCUGUACCGUAGAACACACAAGGAUACAUGAUAACAUGUGAGACAG